CCAGACGAGGUAUUAGAGUCAUUAACGGAAACAUAUCAGCGCAAGAUACACUUCCAGCCAUUACCACUAUUCAAUAUUCGGACAUUGAAUUUUCAUAUCAAGGCAUUCCCACAAUUUCUCUUAUUUAGCUUCUUAUCCUUGGUUCUCAGGUACACAAAAACCUCAUACUUCCAAGGAAGAGAAGAAGAUGCCAUCGAUUUUUACCGGGCUAGAGCUCAAGACACGACGUUAGCAUUAGCUUCACAGGGCGUUGAUAAUUGUAAUGUGUCCAGAGCUCUCUGCCUGCUGGCGCUAUCUGAUAUGCUAGGAUCAAAUCUCACACAGUGCUGGAUGACCAUUGGAAUGGCCGCAAGGCUUGGAACUCUUCGACGACAUGUCGGCCAAAAAGGCACGGCGCAGUGGAGGCAUUUGCCUGAGACAGAAGAACGAUGCCACGCCUAUUGGAGCGUCUUAAUUCUUGAGAAUGCCUUCGGCCCACCAACGAAUCCGCCCACGGACUUUCUCAGCCCGCUUCCUUGCCCGGAGAUGCACAGGCUGCCGUCAGUAAAGGUACCAAGUUCGGCUCAUGGGAACUCUCCCGACAUCGGUGGAAAUACUCCCACGGAAGAAUGUGACAUCAAUUCUUUUUGUGUCGAAGUGAUAUCAAUUUGGACGGAAAUCGCUGGACAUAUACAAAGUCUCAGAUUGGGCAAGUUGGAGCAACCGUGGCAGCCGUGCUCAGAUCAUACUCGGCUGUUCAGUAAGAUUCAUGAUUUCGAAACCCGACUCCCCUCGAAAUAUCUUUUGCGACACGUCAAAUUUCAAGACAGAUCUGUUCAAGAGGUAAAGAGUGAUUGGGAAUAUUGGAUAUCUUGGGUCCUACUACAGUUCUCUUUGCAUUCUGCGUGUGCCCUUCUGAGCCAUCCCUUCAUACAUGUGUUCGUGCUCAGGGACAAUAGACGAGCUUCGCCGCCACGGCUGUUCUUACAGCAGAUGCUUGAUCAAGCUAUUUAUCACUCGGGCUGGAUUGCUCAACUCCUCGAAGCCUGUGAGGCCGUGGAGAUGGAAAUACGCAAUCCCUUAAUCGGGCAAAUGAUCGUCACAGCUGCUAGCAUACUAUGGCUACUUCGGUUCUCUCGCGACGCCGGGAUCUCCGAGAACGCAAGGAGGGGAUUCUGCAAGUGUGAGGAAGUCUUGUCCUCUUUAAACCCGAGAUGGCAUCAUCUGGAGAAAAAGGUAUAG
Messenger RNA from Truncatella angustata, 1221 nucleotides. RefSeq lists its product as uncharacterized. The record is from RefSeq and is a predicted model, not a curated record. The transcript is spliced from 2 exons. Gene Ontology annotation, cellular component: nucleus. Gene Ontology annotation, biological process: DNA-templated transcription. NCBI's taxonomy places the organism in Eukaryota, Fungi, Ascomycota, Sordariomycetes, Amphisphaeriales, Sporocadaceae. Gene Ontology annotation, molecular function: zinc ion binding; DNA binding. The annotation marks the transcript as partial.